Molecule: messenger RNA, 1295 nt
Organism: Syzygium oleosum
Lineage: Eukaryota; Viridiplantae; Streptophyta; Magnoliopsida; Myrtales; Myrtaceae
Product: transcription factor RAX1
Exons: 3
Coding region: 61-1146 (361 amino acids)
Source: RefSeq, a predicted model, not a curated record
GAGAAAGAGAACUCCAAUCAGACUUCGAGAUCACCAUAACAGUUCGAGACGCGGAAAAGCAUGGGCAGAGCUCCUUGCUGUGACAAAGCCAAUGUCAAGAAAGGCCCUUGGUCUCCCGAGGAAGAUGCCAGGCUCAAGGCAUAUAUCGAGCAGCACGGCACCGGCGGCAACUGGAUCGCCUUGCCACAGAAGAUCGGCCUCAAGAGGUGUGGUAAGAGCUGUCGGCUUCGUUGGCUCAAUUAUCUCCGGCCGAACAUCAAGCACGGUGCCUUCUCCGAGGAAGAAGAGAACAUAAUAUGUAGUCUCUAUGUCACCAUUGGAAGCAGGUGGUCCAUCAUUGCUGCGCAAUUACAAGGGAGGACCGAUAACGACAUCAAGAACUAUUGGAACACGAGGCUCAAGAAGAAGCUCUUUGGCCGGCAGCCAAGGGAGCGCAGCACUGGACGGAUCACGAAUGGUUUGAAGCAAGAAGCUACAAAGAGAGAUCAGAAGGAAAGUUCAAUGGUGAAUGGUGCCGGAACCGGGACCAUCAAUUACAACCAGUACUGGUCGCAGCCACCAGACUUCGCUAGUCCAUCAACUCUCCAGGAAAUUCCCAACAUCCCUCAUCACAGAUCACCGAGUGAUCUGCUUACUUAUGUCGGAGGACAAUUCUCUGAAGACCACCUGAGAUCGGUCUUUAGCACUUUCGGCGAUUUCCAAAACCCUAUGCACAUUCCCCCUCCUCCUCCUCCUUCACUUAGUGGUGACAUGUUCACAGAACCCUCGAGCAACAUACUUGCUUCUUUCCAAUCUGUGAACUCCAUAAGCUGUGACACUUCUCAGUUAUCGAACACCCACUUCAUCAGUGCCAUCCAACAGGCAGUUCCGAAUGCGUGGACCGAGCUUCAAUAUUUCGCGAAUGACAACGUUGGCAAAGAUGAAGCAGUCUAUAGCAACCAACAGAGCUCAGAUGUGCUGUUGGAAGCUUUCUGCGGCAAUUGUAGCAGUCAAGCGAGCAGCACUCCAGAGAGCAGCUACAGUUGGAAUGACAUGAGCUCUUUAGUCGAUCCUUCGACGGUCUCUGAGUAUGAGGCUUGUCGAACAGUGAUUCAGCAAGAUUGCUCCGUGCCUUUCAGGGAAUUGAUGUACUUUGUGCAGCGGUAACACACUUAAAUCGGAUGCGAUCUGAGAAAGUUCACCUAGCUAGAGAAUUUUGUCACUGCCAUUUUUAUAGCAAAACCUAGUUGCCUGUUGUUGAUCAUGCUGAUGUUCAUCUCUCACAUAGCUUUUCUCGAACUAAUAUCAGUUUUUCA